Messenger RNA from Daphnia carinata, 1462 nucleotides. RefSeq names its product probable chitinase 10. Gene Ontology annotation, cellular component: extracellular region. Gene Ontology annotation, biological process: carbohydrate metabolic process; chitin catabolic process. The record is from RefSeq and is a predicted model, not a curated record. Bases 58 to 1248 code for a protein of 396 amino acids. NCBI's taxonomy places the organism in Eukaryota, Metazoa, Arthropoda, Branchiopoda, Diplostraca, Daphniidae. The transcript has 4 exons. Gene Ontology annotation, molecular function: chitinase activity; chitin binding.
AUUUAUCAAGUCGACGCUUGCCUUGAUGUACAUAGAAAUACUUAAGCAUUAUUCAAAAUGAAAUUGGUUUUUUUAACUUUCCUCUGCUGGUCCGCUACUCCGUCUCUAUCGCAAGCAGAUACCCGACUGGUUUGUUACCUCGAUGUCAAAGCGAUCAACCGUACAGGCGAUGGCGCUUUUAGUUUGGACAAAAUCGACCCUUUUUUGUGUACUCACCUCAUUUACGGAUUUACUUCCGAUAUGACUACAAACAGCGAUUCUUAUGGAUCGACAGGAAUACCUCACGACAAAUUUCUAGGACCGAGAGUCAAGAAUCCCACGCUGAAAAUCAUGGCUAGUAUUAAAUCAGAAGAUUUGAAAUGGGAUCACAACAGCAUGGAAAAAACGGUAAACACGACAGUGGAUUAUCUAAAAAAAUAUCGUUUCGACGGAUUAGACAUUUAUUGGAAUAUGUCUUCCAGCAAUAUUCCAACCACGCCUUUCUUUUUUGCCCUACGAAAUGCGUUCCAGAAAAAUGGUCUAUUACUCAGUCUGGCGUUGUACACCGAAACGACAGCCGAAGUUACUUACUUUAUGGAAAUUAUCCCCAACUAUAUCGAUUUUGUCAGCGUCUUGGCUUACGACUUAACUAGAUCUACUGAACAGUUUUGGCAGGCUGACCAUCCAGCCCCAUUGUACAGCACUCGAAGCAGGAAUGUCGAUUCGUUAAUUCAUUACUUUUUGGAACACGACAUGCCAGCUGACAAAAUCAACCUGGCUAUUCCAAUGUACGGUGGUAGCUGGACCAUCCCGGCUUCUAGUAAAUUGGAACCACCCCUUUCGGCUACCUGGGGUCCUGCAAAUAAACACACCGGUCGUCUGGGACAAAUACCUUACUUCGAAAUCUGUUCUAACAUUCGAUCAAGUGGAUGGCAAGUCUACGGCGAAGACGAUAACUCAACUGGGCCCUACGCAGUUUCACCUGAGCAAAUGAACAACAAAUUCUGGGUAGGCUACGAUGACGUAGACACCGUAACGAGAAAGAGCGACUACGCCCGAAACAUAAGAGGUCUUGGUGGUGUUACAGUAUGGGAUCUCAGCCAGGAUGAUUUCCGUAAUAUUUGUGGCAAGGGACCUUACCAGCUAACAACAGCUAUCUCCCGUACUUUGGGAAUCCCGCGGGCACCGUCGUUAGCUUCAAGCGUUCGUUCAGGUCUAUCGCACAUCAUGUUCUUGGCUUUUGCUUGGGGCCUGUAUUACCGUCUUUAAAUCAUCACAACCAAUGCCUGUUUGGAUUUUCCGGUUAUAUCUGGUUUUGCUUUUGUUUUUUUCUGAACGAAAUGCGCACUUUAAUGUGUUCGUUAUUGUGUAAUGCAGCAUUCGUUGGUGCAAUACUUUCGAAAUGCAUUGUUGACUACUUUUCACAAUCAUUUGGCACGUGAAAUACAAAAAUCACUGCGUACCCAAGCGCCGGAUAUGACAA